GUGCUUCGAUCGAUAUCAAAACAAACCGUCUCGGCCGCGUGCGAUACACCAUCGUUGAAGAAAAAGGUGCUCCCCCCCCGAACGUGCUUCACAAUGAAACUAUUAACGUACAAUUUUCUCACUUCCAAGUGCAUUCGGGGUGUUAAAGUUGGAUAUCCACUGAAGUUGAACAUCGUAGAGAAGAAAGAAGUGAAUGCUGAUUUCAACUCGGAAUUUAUCACCCGGAUGCUGCCAAGGCUGGAAUGGAGCGCAAUCUGUGCUGCAGCAGCUAAUAUUGGUUCCGACAUUCCCAGCACGAUGCCCACCGACAUCCUGAACGAUAUGGAAACGCUACAGAAGCUGCACCACAUACUGCUGGAAGUGGACGUAGUCGAGGGUACGCUCGAGUGUCCCGAAACGGGACGCAUUUUCCCCAUCAACAAGGGUGUGCCGAACAUGUUGCUAAACGAGGAUGAGGUUUAGUGUGUCCAUUCAUUGCCGAACCGUUCCCUACCCUCUGUUUAUGAUCUAUUUUUUAAGUAAGUGUAACAUAAGCAUAACAUUUAACCGGGAUGGUCGGUUAGCUAAUACGAUCGGCAACAGAUAACACAUAUUAAACCCGCUAAGGAUGUUUCAAAUCGUACAGCUGAAAACUAAGCAAGGCAUACCCGAAACCAACAACGAAUAAUGAGCAAAACAGGCAGUAAACAAAAUAAGAGAAAAAUAAUCAACUCCCCAACAUUGCCGUAAACUGUUGCUUUAUUGUUCUUUAUUACGAAGAGUGUGGCUGUGUGAACCGUGUCGUGGUGUGCUGUGUGCAUAACACAACGAAAUACGGCCACGGCACGGCACAUCAAACAUUGUUACUUUACUUUUGUUUACUGGAAGAAAGGUGUAUGUAUGCUUAAGUAAACACGCGCUCAUGCAACUGGAUGCGUGGAAAAGGGACGAAUGAUUUGCAGUUACAGCAGUUUUGCAACGAGAGUAAGGUACAUCUUUUGACACACGCGCGCAUCCCCUAUCGUAUCGUAAGUACCGGCAAACCAGGCCAACAAAAAUCGUAUCAAUAAACGCAAAGGAAACCCGUUA
Molecule: messenger RNA, 1068 nt
Organism: Anopheles stephensi (Asian malaria mosquito)
Lineage: Eukaryota; Metazoa; Arthropoda; Insecta; Diptera; Culicidae
Gene: Trmt112
Product: multifunctional methyltransferase subunit TRM112-like protein
Exons: 3
Coding region: 94-462 (122 amino acids)
Biological process (GO): peptidyl-glutamine methylation; tRNA methylation; rRNA (guanine-N7)-methylation
Molecular function (GO): protein heterodimerization activity
Source: RefSeq, a predicted model, not a curated record